CAAAGGCUCCUUGCCACUAUCUACUGCUCCCUUUAUAGAGACUCGUAUAUAACUAUAACGCCUGAAAUUGGCAUUAGAUCUAAAGCCUUGACGAAGUAGGCUCUUGUCAGCAUAAAAUAUUGUUGGCGCUCACCGUGUAAACGAGAGGCAAUCGCUGCGACGAAGUUGAAGAAGUGCAGUGCGAUCGAACGCAGGCUCUGCUGACUCGCCCUCUGUGAGAUCGUCGGCGGGAACUCCGUCCGUCGCACUGAGCUCCAGGCAUGGCGAUUCCAAAUCGAAGCACAGAGGAUGUCGGUGCUCGAGAGCGCAUCAUGGGCAGGAUCUUGUUCAUGUGCCUUGCAUUCAUUGUCAUAAACGUCACUCCGUUUCUGAGUUACACACUCAGCAUGGUGUCGAACGUGGCCAUUUCACUUAUCGUCGGGUACAACCUGGCUGAUUGCAUCGACCGAUGCUACAGGAAAGAAGCUCAAGUCAAGGACUCCACAGUCUUCAUCACAGGAUGCGACAGUGGCAUAGGUCUGCAUGCUGCAAGGCGUCUGCAUGAGCACGGUUUCGACGUCUUCGCCGGCUGUCUAGAUCCAAAUUCCGAUGGAGCUGUCAUCUUGAAAGAACUCCACGUAACUAUUGUGCCCAUCGAUUACCUAGAAGAAGACAGCAUCAUUCAUGCUUAUAAGGCUGUGACCACCCAGCUUGGCGACAGAGAUCUCUGGGGGAUCGUCGCUAACGCUGGUGUUGUGAACUAUGGCGAGGUGGAGUGGAUGUCUUACGAUGAAAUCAGAUGGGUAGUCAACGUGAACUUAACUGGCACACUAAGAUUCGUCAAAGAAGGCAUACCCCUCCUGAGAAGAAGCAGGGGCCGUCUCGUUAUUAUGUCUGGCGUCAACGGUCGCCAUGCCGUACCAGGAAUCGUUGCAGCAAGUGCUUCCGGCGCAGCCUUAUGUUCAGCAGCAGACGGCCUGCGCAGGGAGCUCAGGAAAUGGAACAUUGGGGUCAGCACUAUCGAACCUAUGCUGUACAGAACUCGAACUACGGAGCCAGAAAACGUCAAGAUCGGCAUCACAGAGUUAAUCAACCGAAUUCCACACAACGUGAUGGAAGAUUACGGACAGCCGUACAUGGACGCCUAUAAGUCCUUGCUUCCAAAGCGGCUCUACACGUACAUGCACAUUAACCUCAACGACGUCUCCAGGGCAAUCAACCGUGCCUUGACCGACGCGGCACCAAGAGCUCGUUACCGGUGCGGAGGAUCGGACAUGUUCAUGGCUCUGCUCCUGGAAAUGCUACCUCCCGAUGUGGUUGAUACAGUUGUCAACACCAUCUUUCAGCCACGCUGCCGGGUGAAGACGGUGACCACAAGAUAUAAAUAAUUCCGCAAUCAAGAUUCUUAUAUCUGUAUAUUCUGUAUUAUCGGGGAGAAGAGAGUUUGCUUCACCCUGUG
Ornithodoros turicata is the source of this 1438-nucleotide messenger RNA. RefSeq names its product 17-beta-hydroxysteroid dehydrogenase type 6-like. Gene Ontology annotation, biological process: steroid metabolic process. The transcript is spliced from 6 exons. Gene Ontology annotation, molecular function: oxidoreductase activity. NCBI's taxonomy places the organism in Eukaryota, Metazoa, Arthropoda, Arachnida, Ixodida, Argasidae. The coding region runs from base 261 to 1367 and encodes 368 amino acids. The record is from RefSeq and is a predicted model, not a curated record. Gene Ontology annotation, cellular component: intracellular membrane-bounded organelle.